Molecule: messenger RNA, 1504 nt
Organism: Fusarium verticillioides 7600
Lineage: Eukaryota; Fungi; Ascomycota; Sordariomycetes; Hypocreales; Nectriaceae
Exons: 5
Coding region: 244-1182 (312 amino acids)
Source: RefSeq, a predicted model, not a curated record
CAAUAUCAUUAUAUAUAGAUACACUGUAUACUAGUUGCACAAAUGGAGAUUACUUGUAAGCAACCUGCAGUAGGUGUCAUCUGAGCAAUUUGCGUCACCCAUCGGUUUUUAAAACCGCAUACAGAAGAAGUCUUGCAGACGUUGAACAUUUUUCUUUAGUAAUCUACUAAGGAUUAGACUUGCAUAUCUUCCGUCGACAUCCAUCUAGACCCAAAGUAUAGUCAGGCUGCAGGUAUCUUUGUGAUGGCACAAUAUGGGUUGCUAGAAGUAUACAAUGGAGAAAACGCGCAAGCUGACAUUGUCUUUUUACAUGGAUUACGGGGAGAUAGAGAGAAGACGUGGACAAAGAAUGGAGUCGUCUGGCCUAAAGAUCUGUUGCCCGAUGAUAUUCCAGCAUCUCGCAUCUUUCUCUUUGGUUAUGACACCAACAUCACACGUUCUGACCAGUCGGGUACCACCAACACUGAGAUCCAUAGUGAUGCCGAAGACGUGUGCGCGAAACUGGCAGCAGAGCGAUUAAGCACACAAACCGUCGACAGACCAAUUAUCUUCGUUGCUCACAGCCUCGGCGGCCUAGUAGCUGCGCAGAUCCUGGUUCACGGGGAGCAUAAACCUGAGAAUUCAUCAGAAGCAUCGAUUGCCAAGAAUAUCCGCGGGAUGGUAUUCUUGGGAACACCGUUCCGAGGAUCCUCAGUGGCGAGGCCCGCUGAAGUUGUUCGCAGAGUUCUUGGUCUUUUCAGGAUCGACACACAGCAGCAGACUUUGAAGCUUCUUGGUGUUGACUCUGAGCGUCUAGAUGAGCUCACGAGAGCAUUUCCGCAAGUUCUAAAUAAGCGCAGAUCCUCCAAAGACAUCGAGGAUAGGAUCGAAGCAUUUUUCUUCUACGAGACCCUGAAGACAAGAUUCGGUAUAGGAUCGGUUCAGAUCGUUGAAACUGAGUCCGCCAAACUUCAAGGAUGUGGUGAUGCGGCGCCUAUUCGCGCUGAUCAUAUUGGUAUCUGCAAGUUUGAGACGAAGGACUCUGAUGGCUAUGCUGCUGUUGUGGCGGCAAUUCGGAAAACCAUGAUACCACCUGGUGCAUUCCCAUCACAUGGCGGCGACCGGAUCAUCAAUAUACUUGGGAAAGCUGUAAAUGUUGCCAACGACAGCAUCAGUAUUGGCAGUCAAGUGAACUACCUCUAGUGGGCCGUGGGCCGCCUUUAUAUUAUCUAGGUGAAGGGAUAUACAUGGGGCCCAGAUGAAACCACGAGCCACGCUUUCAAUAUUACGAAGUCUGGGGCAUCAGAAUCUUCAUACACCCACCUGUGAAUCGGAAGGUUGAAAUCCUCCAGAAUCCAAACACACCCUUGUCAUCCAGGACCAGUAGUCUCUCUCCCUUACUUAAUAGUCACCCAAGGACAAGAGAAACCUUCUGAAGAUCUAAGCUUUCCCAAGCUGCUGCUAUCACUUCCCCACUUGCAACUCGAUAUGCAAUACCAUCCUUCCACUCAACCUAGAGCAUAAG